Pistacia vera is the source of this 2321-nucleotide messenger RNA. Its product is annotated as primary amine oxidase 1. The transcript is spliced from 4 exons. Lineage: Eukaryota; Viridiplantae; Streptophyta; Magnoliopsida; Sapindales; Anacardiaceae. The coding region runs from base 207 to 2177 and encodes 656 amino acids. The record is from RefSeq and is a predicted model, not a curated record. Gene Ontology annotation, biological process: amine metabolic process. Gene Ontology annotation, molecular function: primary methylamine oxidase activity; quinone binding; copper ion binding.
CUCUCACUGCAAGUAAAGGACUAUAAAGCAAUGAGAGCCCUUUAUAGUUUGUAAUAUAUAUAAUCCAGACACCAUGUGGGACAUGUUAUUCUUUAAUGAAGCAAUUUUGUUAGUUGCCUCUUGUAAGUACUAUAUAAUGUUAAACAGUUAGUUGUCUGAAAGCAGCAUCAGGACUCCACUAACGUGGAGUUGGUAAAGAAGAAUCAAUGAGUAUUUCAUUUCUGGUUCUAGCUUUUUUCCUGCAAUAUUGCUUCACAUCUAGCCUUUAUCAUCCUUUAGACCCUCUCAAUUCCACUGAAAUCAACCAAAUAAAGCUCAUAAUUCAGAAAUCUAAACUUGGUGGCCUUCCUGAUCUAACCUUCCAUUCUGUUGAUCUCGAGGAACCAGACAAAAGAUUUGUUCUCAAGUGGUUAUCUGCAAGUAAACAAGGUAAAACUAAUCUUCCUCGUCAAUCCAAGGUGGUUGUUCGAGGUGGGGGCGAGACGCAUGAACUCGUUGUAGACUUGGGCACUGACUCAAUCAAGUCACACCACAUCUACACAGGUCAUGGUUAUCCUCCGUUGACCUUUAAUGAGCUCUUCAAAGCUAGCAAAUUGCCUUUGAGUUAUCCCAAAUUCAAGAACGAAAUGAUCCGAAGGGGCUUAAAUUUGUCUGAAGUUUCUUGCAUACCAUUUACAGUUGGUUGGUAUGGGGAACAUGUUACAAAAAGAGCUCUUAGAGUUCAAUGCUUCUACCGAGGGGGAUCAGUUAAUGUCUUUGCCAGGCCCAUUGGGGGAAUCAGUAUGCUGGUUGAUGUUGAUAAAAUGAAAAUUACAGUGUACAUUGAUACACGACUUAGAGUCCCUUUGCCUAAAGCUGAGGGUACUGACUUUAGAUCCCCAAAGGGGAAGCCUGAUUCUAUCAUAUGUAAUCUAACCAACACCAGGUUGACCAUUGAAGGCCACAAAGUGAAAUGGGGUAAUUGGGUUUUACAUGUAAGUUUUGAUGCUCGGGCAGGAAUUAUAAUAUCAACAGCUUCUAUAUUUGAUGCCAAAUUUAACAAAUUUCGUCGCAUACUUUACAGAGGUCAUGUAUCAGAGACAUUUGUUCCAUAUAUGGAUCCUACAAGUGAAUGGUAUUUUAAGACGUUCAUGGAUGUAGGUGAAUUCGGGUUCGGGCGAGCAGCCGACACCCUCCAGCCAAUGAUCGACUGCCCUGCUAAUGCCAAGUAUAUGGAUGGGUAUGUAGCCGGGGCAGAUGGGCAGGCACAGCAAUUUCCCAAUGUUAUCUGCAUUUUUGAGAGGUAUGAUGGGAAUGUAGCUUGGAGACAUACAGAAAUUAAUGUUCCUGGAAAAGUGAUAAGAAGUGGGGAACCUGAAAUAAAUUUGGUCGUGAGGAUGGUGGCUACUGUUGGAAAUUAUGACUAUGUUCUUGAUUGGGAGUUCAAAAAUAGUGGCACCAUCAAAGUUGGGGUGCAUUUAACCGGCAUCUUGGAAAUGAAAGCCACGUCAUAUACAAAUAACGACCAAAUAACAGAAAACGUUUAUGGCACCUUAGUGGCAGAUGACGUCGUUGCCGUCAACCACGACCACUACGUGACCUACUACCUCGACCUCGAUGUUGACGGUAACGGCAAUUCUUUCAUCAAAUCCAAACUACAAACGGCACGAGUAACAAACAGUAUCGUCUCUCUAAGAAAAAGUUACUGGAUGGUCAUUAGAGAAACCGUCAAAAGAGAAGCCGAGGCUAGGGUUCGGCUAGGCUUAAAGCCAACGGAGCUGUUAAUUGUUAAUCCUAAUAAGAAGACAAAACUAGGGAAUCAUGUGGGUUAUCGGCUGAUUCCCGGACAACCAGUUGCUUCCCUUUUGUCUGACGAUGAUUAUCCACAGAUUAGAGCUGCUUACACCAAGUAUCAAGUUUGGGUAACUGCCUAUAACAAGUCGGAGAGAUGGGCUGGCGGAUUGUAUGCUGAUGGGAGUCGAGGAGAUGACGGCUUAGCCGUCUGGAGCCGCAGGAACAGAGAGAUUGAAAACAGAGAUAUAGUGAUGUGGUAUACAGUCGGGUUCCAUCACGUUCCAUGUCAAGAAGAUUUCCCAGUGAUGCCAACUAUUCAUGGUGGGUUCGAGCUACGACCCGCUAAUUUCUUCGAAAGCAAUCCGUUGCUGAGCCAGCCCCAGAAGUGUACUAAAACAUGUUAGCGGUUAUCUCAAGUUGAAGUGCAUGGAAUAUGAUAUUUAAUUUGUAGGGCAGUUUCGUCAUUGGCUUUAACUUAAACAAAGGGUUUGUGGGCAAACUGUGGAACUUCAUACUAAACGAUCUGUGUCCAUCUGAAUCCACGUUUU